AUGGACUGUCCGUCACACUUCUUGCUGCAGAUCACCCUGAAGACAGAGGGGCGCCCCGACAUUCGCUUCCUGGCCAACUCCUAUGUUGAUGGGCAGAGGACGUUCUUUGCUGACACAGCGCUGCCGAAAGACACGCCAGGCGGACUGAUGAGUGACCUGCGGCAGCGGGAGCUGAUCGAUUUAAGGGUGACGGACAACAAGACGCGCAAGGGGAACGAGCGCAUCUACGACUUCGACGUCUACAACGACCUGGGCACCGACAAGGACGUGCGGCCGGUGGUGGGCGGCAGCAGCGAGUACCCGUACCCGCGCCGCCUCCGCACCGGUCGCCGCCUCUACCCCGGGGACCCCCCCGUGUAUGAGGCGCGGUGA
Monoraphidium neglectum is the source of this 372-nucleotide messenger RNA. RefSeq names its product Seed lipoxygenase-1. The coding region runs from base 1 to 372 and encodes 123 amino acids. Lineage: Eukaryota; Viridiplantae; Chlorophyta; Chlorophyceae; Sphaeropleales; Selenastraceae. Gene Ontology annotation, biological process: lipid oxidation. The record is from RefSeq and is a predicted model, not a curated record. Gene Ontology annotation, molecular function: metal ion binding; oxidoreductase activity, acting on single donors with incorporation of molecular oxygen, incorporation of two atoms of oxygen. The transcript is spliced from 5 exons.